AUUCGUAUAUUCAAAAUAACUGAAAACCAUCAAAUGCAUCGCGAGACAAACAAAAAUUUAUUUCUUUAUAUUUUCCUAUAAAUUUAUUACACAAAUUAAUUAAACAAAAAAAAAAUGAUGAGAAAUACAGCAAGAACACCAAUUCGUGUCCCAAGAACGCCACAAAUUCGUCCGCAUUCCUCCGAAAAACAAAAAGACCCUGUAAAUGUAUUCUGCCGAGUACGACCACUUCAAUCUGAUGCUGAUUUAUCAUGCAUUCGUGUCAAAAAUCCAACAACCAUUGUCCUAACUCCACCCGAAUUCGCUUUAAAUCACAAACAAACAACUCAAAAAGAAACCCAAUACAUUUUCAAACAUGUAUUCGAACAGACUUCAUCGCAACGCGAUGUCUUCCAAGGAGUCGCUCAGCCACUCGUCGAGAAUCUGAUUCGUGGUAAGAAUAGUUUGUUGUUUACUUACGGGGUAACGGGAAGUGGAAAAACAUACACAAUGACGGGAGACACUCGUCAGCGUGGAAUAAUGCCACGUUGCUUGGAUACAUUAUUCCGGACUAUAUCAGACUUUCAAGCGAAAAAGUAUAUCUUCAAACCGGAUCGUUUGAAUGGGUUUGAAAUAUUGUCGGAUGCCGAUGCAAUGUUGGAGAGAGCUGCCGAAAUGAAUAUGCGAUUUGCCAAAGGCAAACGCAAAGAUUCUGAUCCGGAAAUUGCAUCGCAAGCUUCCACGGAACCAAGGCCAUUGAAUGGAUUGGAUGAAGACAAUAUGUUUGCUGUGUUUGUGACUUAUAUUGAAGUUUAUAAUAAUAGCGUUUAUGAUUUGUUGGAUGAAGGAGGAAUUCAAAAGACAUUGCAGAGUAAAAUUAUCCGCGAAGAUGCCAAUCACAAUAUGUUUGUCCAUGGAGUAACUGAAAUUGAAAUCAAAUCAGUCGAAGAAGCCAUCGAAGCAUUCCAAACUGGCCAGAAACGCAAACGCAUGGGACACACUGUACUUAAUGCAGAAUCCAGCCGUAGUCAUUCGGUAUUCAAUGUUAGAUUGGUGCAGGCACCCACAGAUAGUCAAGGUGAGACUGUGAUCCAGGACAAGCGAACAAUCACCGUUAGUCAGCUGUCGUUGGUCGAUUUGGCUGGAAGCGAGCGAUCGUCGCGCACAAAAAACACUGGACAACGCUUGCGCGAGGCAGGAAACAUUAAUAAUUCCCUCAUGACUCUAAGGACAUGCUUAGAAUACUUGAGAGAGAAUCAAACAACCUCAAAUCAGAAGAAGAUUCCUUACAGAGAUUCCAAGAUAACACAUUUAUUUAAGAAUUACUUUGAUGGUGAGGGUCAGGUUUCUAUGAUUGUUUGUGUAAAUCCAAGAGCAGAAGAUUUUGAUGAGAAUUCACAAGUAAUGAAAUUCGCUGAAAUGACACAAGAAGUACAAAUAGCCAGAGCUACUCCGAUGAAACCAGAUUAUGGACUAACACCUGGUCGUAGAAAGGCUAAUAAAAUCUUUAAGAUUGCUGUGAAUAAUCUGAAUGAUUUGGGCCAUACUGAUGCCAAGAAAUUAGAUGUUGAUCUUGGUCUUGUUUAUACACUUGGACCAGGUUUCCCAGAUUAUAAAAUUGAUAGUCCUGAAGGUGAUUCAGCUAUACAAGAACUAAUGCAGUAUUUAAUGCAUCGAAUUGAGAAGAGAAAGAUUUUAUGUGCUGAUUUGGAGAAUCGAUGUGAUAACUUCCGAAUGAAUUUGGUCCAAGUUGAAAAAGAGAAUCUCUGCUUAAAAACUGAAUUAGCAUCUAUCAAAGCUGUCUACAAUAGCGAACGUGAACGCAUUGUAGCACUCGAAAAUAAACUUCGUGUUCACGAAAGUUCCAUCGAUAUUCUUAACAAUAAAUUAAGUAAUCGCGAACGUCAACUCGAUGAAUUACAAAGAAAACUCUCUGAAAAUCAAAAUCUUCUCUCACAAAAAGAACAAGAAAAAGAAAAACAAAAGAAAAAAUUCAAUUCCAAAAUGGCCGUUGAAGCGGAUAAAAAAAAUCGUGAAUUAGAAAUAAAAUUACGCGAACAACGACAAAAGCUACAAGAAAGGAUGCGUAUAAAGGAUGAGAAACUGCGAUUGGUAUCGAAUAUUAUCAAAUCCGAUGACAUUCCUGGCCUGAAACGAUCACAAAGUUCAGAGAAUUUAAGUGAAAUUAAUUCAGCAGCAACAACAGCAGUGCCAUCAUUGCGUUCUCAUGCUCAAACAACAACAAUACAUUCGACAGCUAGAACUGUCGAAAUUAAUGGAACUCCAAGGACUGUUAGGGGCGUUCCAGUUGCUAACAAUCGUCAUCGUCGAUCCCGUUCGGCUGGUGAAAAAUGGUUAGAACACAGGGCAGCCAAUCCAGUGCCUCUGGGCACAAUCCUGCAACCGUACUUACCAAAUCGGAAAUCAAUAAAUAAAUUGCCCGAUGUGAAAGAUCUCACUGGCAAACAGACAAAAUACUGUCUUGUGUCGCAACAAGCCGAUACCGAUGGCGAAGUUGAAACGAAACUCUACAAAGGUAAUGUGAUUCCAACUUGUGCUGGAGGGGCGCAAGUUGUCUUUGACGACGUGGAAUGUCUAAAACAAAAAUCACCGAUAGCAUCGCCUCAUAGGAAGAGACCAAGCAAUCCGGCCGAGACUAGUAUGCAACCACAUGAGGUUUCUUCGAGAUGCACAGUUGGCAUUGAGGGGCACACCAGUAAGCGAUCCAAGAUAUGAGAUGUUAAUCCUAUACAAUUCCCUAUAAUUUAUUCAAUUCCUAUUAUAUCUUUUGCCUCUGAUCUGUACUGCAAAUUGGCGUCGUAUCAUGUAAUCGGAAAUGCAGUGUUUUAAGAUGGAACCUAUAAAGAUUCAACGGACUAAUAAUAAUUUUUUUCUUUAUUUCUCUGUUUUUUACUAACUUAAUUAAAAGUAAUUAAUACUUAUGUUUUCAUUCAAUUUAUUUUUUAUAAUGAAUUAAAUAUGUUUAUAAUUAUAAGAACCACAUGACCUGAAUUAUUAAAAAAAAAGAGUUUACGUUGAAA
Episyrphus balteatus (marmalade hoverfly) is the source of this 3020-nucleotide messenger RNA. It is a transcript of the gene pav, whose product is annotated as kinesin-like protein KIF23. Gene Ontology annotation, biological process: microtubule-based movement. Bases 115 to 2715 code for a protein of 866 amino acids. The transcript is spliced from 6 exons. Gene Ontology annotation, molecular function: ATP binding; microtubule binding; microtubule motor activity. Gene Ontology annotation, cellular component: kinesin complex; nucleus; microtubule. The record is from RefSeq and is a predicted model, not a curated record. NCBI's taxonomy places the organism in Eukaryota, Metazoa, Arthropoda, Insecta, Diptera, Syrphidae.